This is a messenger RNA of Trypanosoma grayi, 585 nucleotides long. RefSeq lists its product as hypothetical. Lineage: Eukaryota; Euglenozoa; Kinetoplastea; Trypanosomatida; Trypanosomatidae. The coding region runs from base 1 to 585 and encodes 194 amino acids. The transcript has a single exon. The record is from RefSeq and is a predicted model, not a curated record.
AUGAACAACUUCUGCCCUAUUCUGAUGCUGGUUGUGUUGCAAUUGGCUACUGUGCUCCACGCCUCCGCGCAAUCAUCGUCAUCGAAGCAUAUUGUCACGAUCAGCGGCACCGCGUGGAGCACGGUGGUCCAGGGCAGCCCCACUGUUCUACAAAACGCGCUUCUCCGGGAUAUUGAACCUAAGCUGAAUCGCCCACACUCCUUUGAUACCUCCAUUACUGUCCCUUCACUGACCGCUGAUGGUGCUUUGGAGGCUCUCAUAUUUGUGGAACAGACUCUGCGUACGGACAUCGACUCAGCAAAUCUGCAGCACAUAUGGUCCGCCGAAGAGGUCACCUCCUUGAUGACUCAGAGCGCCUACAAUGCCACACGGGCGCUUUACCCUGGCUCUGACACAGCCGUCCUCGUCAGUAUCAGGAUUCCCGACGCCGGCAAACAGCUCAGCGAGUGCACCAGCGUUUGCAAAGGCAUGAUUGCCAUGGGGGCUGUGGUUGGAGGUUUUAUGAUUAUUGUGCUUCUCUUUGUGGUGUCUUGUCUGAUUUGCGGGCGUGGAUAUUCCCAUCCAGACAACGCUUUAAAAGAUUAG